AUGCUUCCACGAUUAGUACAAGUUGCAGAACUUCAAGGAAAUAUACUGGCAUCAUGUAGCAGUGAUAAAACUAUCAGAUUAUGGGCAUUACAAAAACAACACGGAGAAAAAAAUAAUGAUGAUGAUUUAUCACAUUGGACAUGUGUUAAUGUGUUGGAAGGUGUUCAUAAUAGGACAAUAAGAAGCGUUAGUUGGAGUCCUAAUGGUAAACAAUUAGCAGCUGCUAGUUUUGAUUCUAAAACUACUAUUUGGGAAAAAGAUGAAGAAACUGGAGAGUUUGAGAAUGUUGCAACUUUAGAAGGUCAUGAAAAUGAAACUAAAUCAGUUGCAUGGUCUUUAACAGGAACAUUAAUUGCUACUUGUGGUCGUGAUAAGAGCGUUUGGAUAUGGGAAGCUUCUGAUAAUGAUUUUGAGUGUUUAAGCGUUUUGCAAGAACAUACACAAGAUGUUAAAAUGGUUGUAUGGCAUCCUACACAAGAAGUAUUGGCAUCAGCAAGUUAUGAUGAUACAAUUAAAAUAUGGAAAGAGGAUGACGAUGAUUGGUGUUGUGCUGACACAUUAAAAGGUCAUGAAAGUACAGUUUGGGGUCUUGAUUUUGAUAAAUCUGGUGACUUUUUAGGUAAAUCAAUAAAAAAAUUCAAGU
Molecule: messenger RNA, 643 nt
Organism: Entrophospora candida
Lineage: Eukaryota; Fungi; Glomeromycota; Glomeromycetes; Entrophosporales; Entrophosporaceae
Source: the annotation of a GenBank genome assembly